UUAGGUCCGCAUGAAUAUGAUCUAGAAUUAGCACUUUCGAUAUCUUUAGAUAUACGGCAACCACCGAUAGUGGUUGAUAUAAAUGAUUACCUCAUGGUGUAUAUGUGCUUUGAACGCUGGCAAUAAACAGGAAACUAAGGAUCUAAUAUGAUCAACAGACGUUAUUUAAUAUGAUAAACUGUAACAGAGUGACCGUAUUGUUUGAUAGAGAAGUGUCCAUCUUCUUUUCCAUACAAAUAAACCAAUGAAACUGACGAACAAUAGACGGUGAAAUAUUCGCGAAGAUAAUCCCUCUAAUCAAACCUCAAGAUGGUCUUCAAACACGAACAGCCCGCCACAAUUUUUGACCCUGAGGUUGGAAAGGCCAGCGAUUGUUACCAAGAUUAAGUUUGGCAAAUAUGAGAAGACGCAUGUGUGCAAUUUGCGUAAAUUUAAGAUUCUCGGUGGACUAGACGAUGCUCGAAUGGUGCUGCUUUACGAAGGUGGACUUAAGAACGACUCGAUCCCGGAAACAUUCAAUCUCAAACAUCGCACGGAUUCGGGCGAACUGCUGCCGAUCAAGUACAUCCAAAUUUGCCCCCUGCUCUCGUGGGGACCGAGUUUUAAUUUCUGCAUUUGGUAUGUCGAGCUGCUUGGAAUCGAAGAUUCCAUUUUUAUUCUUUCCAAUCUACGCAAGUACAACAUGUUGCGCGAGGUGCAAAUCGUUCGGCUAUUUAUGAAACACUGCCGGCAGCAAGGCUACGUGAAAGCGUUUAACGCGCUGCAAGAGGAAACUGGUGUUCGUCUCGAGGACGAAAGGAUGACCGAGCUACACGAGGUUCUUGUCAACCAGGGAGAUUUCAACAAGACUGAGGAAAUGUUGGUCGAUUUUAUUAAUAAGGGUCUGAUGGACGAUUAUCUCUCGAAACAGGAGUAUAAGCCAAACUGGAGUUUACAGCUGACACCGGAAAACGAACCCAGACCAGGUCGACGAGGCGGUCAUCAGCUUAUAAUAGAUCUUAUAUCCAGUACUAUCUGGCUGUAUGGAGGAUGGGAUGGGAGCGAGGAUUUGAGUGAUUUGUGGUCGUACAACGUGAAAAAUAACCAGUGGACAUUAAUUCACCAGAAAUCGGAACUGCUGGAUGGACCAACUCCCCGGGCUUGCCACAAAAUGGUUUAUGAUUCGAAAAAUUCGCAAAUUUUUAUGCUCGGACGAUACUUAGAUAGUGCUUCCCGUACCGAAGACAAUACAUAUAGCGAUUUUUAUCUCUAUAACACCGUUAGUAAAAUGUGGUUUUUAAUCUGCAAUGAUACGGCACAAGUUGGUGGACCACAGCUAGUGUACGACCAUCAAAUGUGUAUCGAUGCACAAAAGCAAACGAUUUACGUUUUCGGCGGACGUAUUUUGGAACCGAAAUUUUCUUUCUCCUUUAGAAAUGAAGAGGAAUCAUCGAGCGAUUACAAGUAUUCAGGCCUGUAUUCAUACCACAUCUGCACCAAUACGUGGAAUCAUAUUUUGGUGGAUUGCGGACAUCCUUCGGCUGCCAGUCCGCAUGUGCAAAGCAUCAAAUCAAGGGUUACUCAUUCGAUGCUGUUCCAUCACAAACACCGGAAACUCUACAUUUUCGGCGGACAGCGUGGCAAGGAUUACAUGACAGAUUUUCUCAUAUACGACAUAGACAACAAUGAGUUAUCAAACAUGACACCGGAGAAUAUGGGAACGGAUUUGAAGAAUGUCCCACAAUCAGGAUUCACCCAACGGGCAACAAUUGACUGUGAAAAGGACGAAAUUUAUGUAUUGACUAGCCUAAGCAAAGACAAGGAACGUCGAGAUUUAAAUAUUAACUCAUUCUGGUUGUUCUCACUGGCCAGGAAAGAAUGGUGUUGUGUAUAUAAAAGUGACCACUCUAUAGGCGAGAACUGUUAUCUUAAGAAUCAAAACGCCUGUCAGGAACCAUGCCCCAGGUAUGCGCAUCAAAUCGUGUACGAUGCGAAAAAUCAGAUCCAUUUCCUGUUCGGUGGUAAUCCGGGCAUGAAUUCUCAUUUUCGUUUGGAUGAUUUCUGGAUGUUACGACUGGAGAAACCGGCACGGCAAAACAUUGUGCGCUACUCACUUUACCUGCUGAGAAAACUAGAGUACGAGGAAAUUGUCAAAACUAAUCCCCUUUCGGCUAUACCCUAUUUACAAACGAAACUGUACGAUAUUAUUGAUCACGACGAUCCGGCACAGCUGAAGGAAUUUCACAAACUAGCAUCUCUGCUGUUCAAAUCGGACAAUAUGGAUUGCGGCACGGAACCAACUAGUCUGCUAACAAUUCCCCUAGGAGGAAGUUUAAAACUGAAUACCGAGGAUCAUCCAAACGAACACGAGCCAAAUGAGAAAAUGAUGCGCGUUGAGGCGAAAUGUAGCGACGAGGCGGACGGUUCCAGUAGUAGUUCGCUCAGUAGCGAGUGUUCCAGUUCACAAACCGCAAGGGCGGUACCGUCAACUUCGUUGGCAUAUUCAUCGCGCUCUCAGAAAACCGAUGAUCAGUCGUUUGAGCUGAAGAUUCGUCGCUGUCUGCUGUACAACAAAAUUGUGGAUCUACUUCCGGAAAAACUCUGCCAGCCAAAGAAAAACAUAAGCGAUUACGUGCUGCCUUAGUCAAAACUGUAGCUGUGCGCCCUGUGAACGCCCCUCAAAAAAAAAAAAACAACGGACAGAUAAUUUUCGCUCUUCAAUGCGCAUAACUUCACAACCUCUUGCUGCAAACUAUACUUCGAACAGACUGCUAAUCGAACGGAUUUAAAACGAGGAAACGGAAAUGUGAUAUUAAUUUUCGCUUUGGAAACCAACCCGUAGCUUUUUUCCCUGUAUUGUUUCUGGAUUGCCAUUUUUAAAACGCGUAAUGCCUUGGCAUUAAUAGAAAUAGUGUUUCUGGUCAGGCAAAUUUUGCUUUUUUGCUGCGAACUAGAUUAUUUUCAUUGUUAAUAAGGACAAUCAAUUCUUUAGGUAGGAAUACGUUGAUUUGUGGACGAUUUGUUAUUAAAGAUGCAAUUUAUUACCAUUCGAA
Molecule: messenger RNA, 3032 nt
Organism: Toxorhynchites rutilus septentrionalis
Lineage: Eukaryota; Metazoa; Arthropoda; Insecta; Diptera; Culicidae
Gene: muskelin
Product: muskelin
Exons: 6
Coding region: 464-2623 (719 amino acids)
Cellular component (GO): cytoplasm
Molecular function (GO): protein binding
Source: RefSeq, a predicted model, not a curated record